Molecule: messenger RNA, 807 nt
Organism: Phlebotomus papatasi
Lineage: Eukaryota; Metazoa; Arthropoda; Insecta; Diptera; Psychodidae
Product: pupal cuticle protein-like
Exons: 2
Coding region: 83-685 (200 amino acids)
Cellular component (GO): chitin-based extracellular matrix
Molecular function (GO): structural constituent of chitin-based larval cuticle
Source: RefSeq, a predicted model, not a curated record
AUAAAAGGCGAUUGAUAUCCACGGGAUAUCACCAGUUUGUUGAAAUUGAACAUCCAGGGGAGAUCUACACCUUGCAACCAGAAUGAAGACUUUUUUGAUUUCACUUGCCCUCAUUGCUGUCAGCUCAGCAGCAGUGUUACCAGUUGAUGUCCUGCACAAAUCUCAGAACAUCAAUGUUGAUGGUUCCUACCAAUUUGCAUAUGAGACCGGAGAUGGAGUUGCCGUUUCACAGUCUGGAGUUGGUGGAGAAGUAGCCGAAGGAACUGCCCGGUGGGUAGCUCCUGAUGGUACUCCAGUUGAGUUCUCCUACCGUGCUGAUGGUGCAGGUUACGUUGCCAGCGGAAGUCACGUCCCAGAAACCCCAGAAUAUGUUUACCGUGCCAUCGAGUGGAUUCGUUCCCAUCCAUCAGUUGGUGAGGAGAAAUACAAGUACCCCACAUACAAAUACACCGAACCAGUGCCAGUUCUCCCCGGUGUCGUAACAUCCAAGCCUGUCACCACUACCUUCAGCACAGUCACCCCAGUUGUGCCUGUUGUGCCAUUCUCCCCUGUUCCCAAAGUGGCCAAACCCACAGACUUCAAGUACAAAUCUCCAGUCUUCUCCACCCUCAAACCCUCAGUCACUGUCUACAAGCCAGCCACCUACACAACACCCUUCCCCGUCAAAGUUAGCACUUUUCAUUAAAAUAGAUACCCCCAAAAAAUUGAAUUAUUGACCACAAAUUCUGGUUGCAGUCUGAUUUGUUAAUGUCUUUCAAUAUGUAAAAAAAACAGGAUUAAGAAAAUAAAUGUUUGUUUCAUAAAUAA